Messenger RNA from Brettanomyces bruxellensis, 531 nucleotides. RefSeq lists its product as uncharacterized. NCBI's taxonomy places the organism in Eukaryota, Fungi, Ascomycota, Pichiomycetes, Pichiales, Pichiaceae. The record is from RefSeq and is a predicted model, not a curated record. The transcript has a single exon. Bases 1 to 531 code for a protein of 176 amino acids.
AUGCUUGAAGACUACAAUAUAACCCGAUGUGUCGGAACACAUCUUCCUGACCAAAUACACUGGUCAAGUGAAGGUGGUGUUAUGUUGCUUUUCAAAAAGGAAUUACUCUACCUAAAAGCUCGAAAUCAGCCAGAUUCAGAUCCGAAAGAUAUUGGUGAAUUGGUGACAUCAUAUCGGUACUCUGGAACUUUAAUGAAUUGGGAAAAUUACCUAAUUUCCGUGUUGUGUGAUAAUGAAGCAAUCCGUAUAGGGCAAACAAAAAGUCAUGUACUUGGACAACAAAAUGACAACAAUCCGAUUGAAGUUGACUUUUCCGAAUCAGGAGUGAGCAAAUCCGGGGGACCCUUAAUCACGGUUGUUACCGACUCCCUUAAUGGAUAUUUAUUAGAGGAAAAAGAUGGGGAUUUAAAAAUGAUUUCUCUUUUAAAUAAAAGUAUUGCUGAACGGGAGACAAUAGAUAUAAAUAACGUGCUUACUAUGGACAAACUUGGAAAAUUAGAAUCCAUUCAAUUUCUUGGGUGCAUAAGAUAG